GGGCUAUGGAGUCCGGGAGUUACAGGCGCUCACUGGGGGUGACCGGAUCUGUAUGAAGCAGAGGAGCCGGGAGAGCAGAUACCCCGGGACUCACAGCGGCUCAUCACUGCUGGAGGAGGCAGAUCGAGACCGGUCCGCUUUGUGAGCUGCGCAGAUAGGCCGAGCGGAGAACUGACAUGACGUCCCGCAGAUGGUUUCACCCAAAUAUAAAUGGACUAGAAGCUGAAACUCUCCUCUUGACAAAUGGAGUCCAUGGGAGCUUCCUGGCUCGUCCCAGCAAAAGCAAUCCAGGUGACUUUACCCUAUCAGUCAGGCGGCACAGUGAAGUCACACACAUCAAAAUCCAAAACACGGGGGAUUUCUAUGAUCUGUACGGUGGAGAGACAUUUGCCACAUUGGCUGAACUGGUGCAGUAUUACACGGAGCAGCAGGGUCUACUGAGAGAGAAAAACGGAGAUGUGAUCGAGCUCAAGUAUCCGCUGAACUCCCAGGAUCCUACUUCAGAAAGGUGGUACCAUGGGCACCUUUCUGGACGAGAGGCUGAGAAGCUGCUCUUGGAAAAAGGAAAGCCUGGAAGUUUCUUGGUGAGGGAAAGUCAGAGCAAACCGGGAGAUUUUGUUCUGUCUGUCCUAACAAGUGAAGAGAAGCUAGAAAAUGGAGAGCGGAAAUCUCGUGUCACUCAUGUCAUGAUUCGAUUCCAGCCGGAUGGUAAAUAUGACGUGGGAGGGGGAGAACGCUUUGAUACACUGACCGAUCUGCUGGAGCACUACAAGAAGAACCCAAUGGUGGAAAGGUCAGGAGCUGUGGUGCAUCUUAAGCAGCCAUUCAAUGCAACGCGAAUCAGUGCAGCCAACAUAGAUACUCGAGUUCGAGAGCUGAACAAAAUGGCUGACAACACGGAGAAGGCCAAGCAAGGAUUCUGGGAGGAGUUUGAGAUGCUGCAGCAGCAAGAAUGUAAACUACUCUAUCCAAGAAAGGAAGGACAAAGGCCAGAGAACAAGUGCAAGAACAGAUACAAAAACAUUUUGCCUUUUGACACUACGAGGGUGGCAUUGAGAAACACGGAUGAGAGCCUUCCUGGGUCAGAUUACAUCAAUGCAAACUACAUCAAGACUGCUCUGGAUGAUUCCCGGGACAACCGGCCCUUCAAAGUCUACAUAGCCACACAGGGUUGUCUACAAAACACAGUUUGUGAUUUUUGGUCCAUGGUAUAUCAAGAGAACACGCAUGUCAUUGUCAUGACAACCAAAGAGAUGGAGAGGUCCAGGAAAAAAUGUUUUCGUUAUUGGCCAGAAGAGAGCUGCACUAAGGAAUAUGGCUGUAUCAGCGUGUCCAGCCUUGCCAUCCAUCUAGAAAAAGAUUACAUCCUACGAGAGCUGCAGAUUUCCCUUACAGACCAGGAUGAGCCUCCAAGACACAUUUGGCAUUAUCAGUACUUGAGCUGGCCAGACCAUGGAGUCCCAAAUGAACCAGGGGGAGUACUGAGCUUUUUGGAAGAGAUCAAUGCAGCUCAGCAGUCUAGUCCACAGUCUGGACCUAUAGUGGUACACUGCAGUGCUGGCAUUGGACGCACUGGUACAAUCAUAGUGAUAGACAUUCUGGUGGAUACAAUUAACAGGCAAGGUUUGGAUUGCGACAUUGACGUCCCAAAGACCAUCCAGAUGGUGAGGCAACAGCGCUCGGGUAUGGUACAGACAGAGGCCCAAUAUAAAUUCAUCUAUAUGGCUGUACAGAAAUAUAUUGAGUCCAGGAAGAAAUAUGCGGAAGAUGAACAGAGGGGAAAGACAAACGAGCGAGAGUACACGAACAUUCAGUAUCCACCUGUGGAAAAGAUUAAACCGAAAACGCCAUCUGCUGCAGCUCCCUGCCAAGCACGGGUUAGUGAAGAUUCCUCCUGUGUCUAUCAGAAUCUGAACAUUAGAAGCACACAUGUGUCAAGCACUAGCAGUUCUGGAAGAUAAUCCUUGCCAUUUGUACAGACGCACAGUUCCUGAAAGAGACGGCACCCUUAGUCUCCCAAUUCCUGGGCACGGCUGCCUGGAGUUGUCCCCAGUUCUGCAGCUUACCCCUGACCUGCCGCCGAGCCAGCUACGGAAGGGGGUCGACAAGUGUGAAAGAGGCGUGAGCUUGAUGCACCUGCAAUGGAGAGCACACCUAUCGUAACUUAUUACAAAAGAACAAUCUUUAUUUGCCUCAGUUGGUUUGGCAUAGUAUUUAUUUAAGUGCCUCAGAAAAAGCAACUGAGUUUUAAAGCCUUUUAUUUGUUACUUUUGUUUUGUUUUACUCUUUUUGUUUUGUAAAAAUGUGUAAAUAAAAAAAUAU
Molecule: messenger RNA, 2322 nt
Organism: Nanorana parkeri
Lineage: Eukaryota; Metazoa; Chordata; Amphibia; Anura; Dicroglossidae
Product: tyrosine-protein phosphatase non-receptor type 11-like
Exons: 16
Coding region: 177-1961 (594 amino acids)
Biological process (GO): protein dephosphorylation
Molecular function (GO): protein tyrosine phosphatase activity
Source: RefSeq, a predicted model, not a curated record